AUGUCAGACGACGUGGUGGAAGAACUACAGCGGUACAAAGAACAGACCAAAGUAGAUGGUGAGACCUUGGUACGAACGGUUUUCCCCAAACGCGUGUUUGAAAUGCGGGAGCUUCUUGCCUCGAGUCUUUUCAACUUUGAGCCUGCCAAUGUCUAUCAAAAAGUCAAUUUACCUGUGCCUCUAACUGGGGAACAGAAUGGUGUUCCGGCAGCAGGGGCAGGCUUACAUCCGGAUGGCGAUUGCACGAUCCAAAAACCUCUCACUGGGUCGCCUGUCUUUACUUUUCCUGGCGGCGUAGUGUCCCACAACACUCAUAUCAAAGCCAUGAUUGAGGCUACAAAACCUCAUCUAACACAACUGAUGGUGGAAGCCCAACUUGUGCGGAUGUGGAUCCAAUUCAACGUUCCGCGCAUAGAAGAUGGCAAUAACUUCGGCGUUAGCAUCCAGGAAGACGUUCUUUCUGAGGUCUCGGGUAUCGAACGCGACGCCCUUACUUUUCUGGAUCAGUUCACUAGGUACUACGCCUCACGCGGUAAGCUGGUGGGGAAGGCGGCCAAGUUUCCGCACAUCGAUGACUACCGUGAAUGCAUCCGGGACAUGGACGAGAAGCAAGCGAUUUCAAUGCGUUACGUCAUCAUGGAGAUCCGCAAUCAUUAUGCAGUGCUGCAUGAUUUGAUAGUGAAGAACUUGGACCGAAUUAAGGUGCCGCGUUCUAAUAACACAAUGACCAUGUAUUAG
Messenger RNA from Hydatigera taeniaeformis, 738 nucleotides. Lineage: Eukaryota; Metazoa; Platyhelminthes; Cestoda; Cyclophyllidea; Taeniidae. The record is from the annotation of a GenBank genome assembly.